Salvia hispanica is the source of this 3251-nucleotide messenger RNA. The record is from RefSeq and is a predicted model, not a curated record. Lineage: Eukaryota; Viridiplantae; Streptophyta; Magnoliopsida; Lamiales; Lamiaceae.
ACAAGAUUUAGAGGUAGUUCUGCAAGAUUCAUGGAUCUGGAUCCAUAUAGAACUUAUUGUGCAAGAUUUGGGGCUGCGUAUCACCAAACAAUCAUAUCUAACUGGAAUGAUGACAGAUUUAAAAAUCCAAGGUUCUUCAAAAGAGGAUCCUAUUCCAGUGUUUAUUUAUGCUGGGAUAAUCAAACUGGCAGUGACAAUGCUAUUGUGAAAUACAUUCCCCUGCCCAAACCUCUCACAACCGAGCUUCGUCAACGAAUCCAUCGGGAGAUGCUUGCCCGACAGACUUUGGAACAUCCUAAUGUUAUCAGAACAAUUGAUUAUCGAUGGGGAGACGAGCAGUUACUUCCGAAUUUCAAAUUUGCAAUGCCGAGAAUUGGCGUCUCCCCUUCAACGGACCUUGCUAGGCACUUGACAAAUUGUGGUCGCUUGUCGUCAAUUGACACAAAAAAUUACAUGUACCAAAUACUCCAAGGCCUCUCCCAUUGUCACUCACGAAGCAUAGUUCAUUGUGAUCUUCGACUUGAUAAUUUGCUUCUUGAUAUUAGCCCCCAAACAAUACUGAUUACUGGUUUUAGUCAUUCCAUCAAACAUGACGAUCCUCCUUCGCCAAUAAACCAGGGAUCUAGUCCGUUUAUUACACAAGACCUAUUGUCUCACGGCAUGCAUCUCGAGCCAUAUCUUAUAGAACUUUUUGCUGAGCUUCGACCCGAUGCACUAGACCUUCUUGUAAAAAUGCUCAAGAUUGAACCCACUGAGAGGAUGUCGGCUGUGGCUGCGCUGCAACACAUAUACUUUGAUGGCUUCGAACCAAAGUUAUAGAGUUGAACACGCAUAUAUACUACUUUAAUUUUUCAUUUUCCUCCCUAAUUCAUAAAUUAAAAUUGAUUUGUCAAAUAAAACUUUACCUGACAAUCAAAACAAUACCCUUUUAAUUUUAUCAAUCAAACAAAUAAAAAUAAAAUUUUACACCAUGCUUCGACCUACUCUACCUAUUAUCUAUAUUUGUUAUUUCUCUCCCUUUCCGAACGUGUAUCUCUCUAGCUAUAUUUCAAUCACUCAACAAAUCUCCAAUAUCUAUGAAAAGUUUUGUUUUGCAAUCGUUAUAUGCCCCAACAUGAUGUUUUUCUGCAACCACGAGGUACUAAAUUUUAGUUUGUCUAGUCAAUUUUGAUAUUUUAAUUAGAGUGGAAAAAUCAGAAAAGAUACCUAAAAUAUAUAAAAAUUUAUCAUAAUAUUGCCAUAUUUUGUUACGUGAACAGUUGCAAUUAGAAUUGUUAGAAUUUGUAUAAAAUUACUUUUAAUUUGAUAUAUAAUGUGUGAAAAUAUAAUUUAAAUCGAUAUAGUUAUAUGAAUUCAAAGUUUUGAGACAUUUUUCAAAGAUAGAAAAUAAUUAUUUAUAACUAAUGUGUGGUGGUUGACAUUAAUACCCUUAUGACGUUAAUUGGAGGUUUUUGUGAUUUGUUAAUUGGUGAUUGUUGCUAAAUUGAUUAUGACGUUAAUUGGAGGUUUUUGUGAUUUGUUAAUUGGUGAUUGUUGCUAAAUUGCUUAUUUAUUAAUCGGAGAGUUUUGUGAUCUGUUAUUUGGUGAUUGUUGUUGAUUGGUAAUUUAUUAGUUGAAGAUUUUUGUGAUUUGUUAAUUGGUGAUUGUUGUUAAUUGACGAUUCGUUAAUUGGAGGUUUUUGUGAUUUGUUAAUCGGUGAUUGUUGCUAAAUUGCUGAUUUAUUAAUCGGAGAGUUUUGUGAUUUGUUAUUUGGUGAUUGUUGUUGAUUGGUGAUUUAUUAGUUGGAGAUUUUUGUGAUUUAUUAAUUGGUGAUUGUUGUUAAUUGGAUUCAUUAAUUGGAGGUUUUUGUGAUUUGUUAAUUGGUGAUUGUUGCUAAAUUGCUGAUUUAUUAAUUGGAGAGUUUUUUUAUUUGUUAUUUGGUGAUUGCUGUUGAUAGGUGAUUUAUUAGUUGGAGAUUUUUGUGAUUUGUUAAUUGGCGAUUAAUUAAUAGGAGGUUUUUGUGAUUUGUUAAUUGGGAUUGUUGCUAGAUUGAUGAUUUGUUAAUUGGAGGUUUUCGUGCUUUGUUAAUCUUAGUAUUGUUUUUGCAAUGUGAAUAUUAAAUGUAGUUAAGAUUUGAUUAUUUUAACACUUAUUGUUUAUCUAUUUAAGUAAUACAUAUUUUCUUCCAUUUUCCAGUCGAAUUUGUGUCUUUGCAGCCAGUAUUUGAUUACAAAUUGGAAAUACCGAGGGUAUAUAAACCCCCAGAUCCAUAAGAAUGGAUCAUACGCGGUUUUGCUCAAGUGUGUUGGUGUGGAUAACAACCAAGAAACCAUUGCGAAGAUCAUAAUGCCUAAUGAUUCGGUUAGUCAACACCGAAUGAAUAGAGAAGUCGCCGUUCGAGAGCAUUUGUUUCAUCUCCAUCUUCCGGGAGUCGUGAACACUGUUCAGCUGGAUACGAAUCGUCAAACAAUUGCCAAAUUUUUUAUGCCAUAUUAUGAUCUGUCUCUCAGCACAUAUAUGGCAGAUUGUUAUCUUGCUGUGUCUCUUAUUAAUGCUAGAGUAUGUAGUUAAUGAUUAUUGUUUUUGUAUAUAUAUAUGUUGUGCUAAUAUUUUGUAUGCAAUGCAGCAGUACAUGUACUGCAUUCUUGUUGGAGUGAGUAGCCUCCACGCUAGCUCAGUUAUACAUUGUGCAAACAAGCUAUGUAGCACCCGAGUUUAAGGUUCAACGGAGUGAGGUUACAUAUGCAGUGAAUAUGUGGAUAUAUGGCCCGUGGGGUGCAUCUUUGCUGAUAUGGUGCUCGGAUUCUUUCCGUUUGUUGAUGAAGAUUUCCUCCUCUCUAAGGAGCAAUUUGAGGAGAAAGUAACAGACAUGUUCUACUUUCUGGAUGCCUAUGCACUUGAGCUUCUACUGGUAACUUUUGUUCAAUUUUCUCGAUCUCUAAUGAGUAGUAAAACAUAUGUGUUGGUUGUUUUGUUUUUCAGAACUUGCUCAAGCAAGAUCCAACCGAGAGGAUUACAGCCAAUGCAGCACUUAAUCUUCCCUUCUUUACGGAUGAAGCAUAUGGCAACCACUUGGUUUAAGGCCACUUGAUCAAUGUGCCAGAUCCAAAUGUCCCAUGACCACUAAGUCUAAACAACAAACAUUAUCUUUUGGUUAGUAUACCUGUCUAUUGUGGUUGCAGAGAUUGAAAAAAUUGCUUUGUCAUGCCUGUUGUGGUUGUAGAGAUUGUAGAAAUUGCUUUUUCAUGCCUGUUGUGGUUGUAGAGAUUGUA